AUUGCCUCCUCUCGUGUAGUCGCUGGACUUCACAAACUGAGCAGCAAAAACAUCAAGAUGCCAGUUGACCUAAAUGGAUAUUGGAAAAUGAUUUGUAAUGACAACUUUGAGGAGUACUUGAAGGCUCUCGAUGUAAAUAUCGCCAUCAGAAAAAUUGCCUCGUUACUGAAGCCUGACAAGGACAUUUUCCACGAUGGAGACCACAUUAUUAUCAAGACCCUAAGUACCUUCAAAAACUACAACAUGGACUUCUAUGUGGGGAAGGAGUUCCAGGAGGAUCUCUCUGGAGUUGAUGACAGGAAAUGCAUGACUACCAUCACCUGGGAAGGAGACAAGCUGGUGUGUGUGCAGAAGGGAGAGAUUGAAGGAAGAGGUUGGACUCACUGGGUGGAAGGAGAUGAGCUUCAUCUGGAGCUGAGAGCUGCAGGAGUUAUUUGCAAACAGGUCUUCAAGAAGACUUAAUGUGGAUGUCAUCAAAUGAGACAGUGGCCCCAGCUGACACCCCAGACACACUCCACCAGCAUCCUGUUUUCUAUUCAAGCAUCCCUUCAUAGAUUCAUCCUGUCAA
Messenger RNA from Thalassophryne amazonica, 568 nucleotides. RefSeq names its product retinol binding protein 1, cellular, tandem duplicate 1 (gene rbp1.1). Gene Ontology annotation, cellular component: cytosol; nucleus. Gene Ontology annotation, biological process: fatty acid transport. Bases 58 to 462 code for a protein of 134 amino acids. The transcript has 4 exons. Gene Ontology annotation, molecular function: fatty acid binding. The record is from RefSeq and is a predicted model, not a curated record. Lineage: Eukaryota; Metazoa; Chordata; Actinopteri; Batrachoidiformes; Batrachoididae.